Molecule: messenger RNA, 975 nt
Organism: Lates calcarifer (barramundi perch)
Lineage: Eukaryota; Metazoa; Chordata; Actinopteri; Centropomidae
Source: the annotation of a RefSeq genome assembly
AUGAUUUCAACACUUACCACACACAUUAUUAAUCCCUUAGCAUUCAUUAUUCCUGUUCUCCUAGCCGUUGCCUUCUUAACCCUGAUUGAACGAAAGGUCUUGGGCUACAUGCAACUCCGAAAAGGUCCUAACAUUGUCGGACCCUACGGCCUACUUCAACCCAUCGCCGAUGGAGUGAAAUUAUUUAUUAAAGAACCCAUCCGACCAUCCACUUCUUCCCCCCUCCUCUUUCUUAUAACCCCCAUACUAGCCCUUACUUUGGCCCUCACCCUCUGAACCCCAAUACCCCUCCCAUACCCAGUAGCCGACCUAAACCUGGGAAUUUUAUUUAUCCUAGCGCUGUCCAGCCUCGCAGUAUACUCAAUCCUCGGCUCAGGCUGAGCAUCCAACUCAAAAUACGCACUAAUCGGAGCCCUUCGAGCCGUAGCCCAAACUAUUUCAUAUGAAGUAAGCCUAGGACUUAUCCUCCUAUGCACCAUCAUCUUUACAGGGGGCUUUACCCUUCAAACAUUUAGCACUGCCCAAGAAGGCAUUUGACUGAUCCUCCCCGCCAUACCACUAGCUGCCAUAUGGUACAUUUCCACACUAGCAGAGACAAACCGCGCCCCGUUCGACCUCACUGAAGGAGAAUCAGAACUUGUCUCAGGCUUUAACGUAGAAUAUGCAGGAGGACCAUUCGCCCUAUUUUUCCUGGCAGAAUAUGCCAACAUUCUGCUGAUAAACACACUCUCCGCAACCCUAUUCCUUGGGGCUACACACCUGCCCACCAUCCCCGAACUCACCACCAUCAACCUGAUAACAAAAACAGCACUACUAUCCGUACUAUUCUUAUGAGUCCGAGCCUCUUACCCUCGCUUCCGAUAUGAUCAGCUUAUGCACCUAAUCUGAAAAAAUUUUCUUCCCCUCACACUAGCCCUGGUAAUUUGACACCUGGCACUCCCUAUCGCAUUCACUGGCAUCCCACCCCAACUAUAA